Molecule: messenger RNA, 2093 nt
Organism: Numida meleagris (helmeted guineafowl)
Lineage: Eukaryota; Metazoa; Chordata; Aves; Galliformes; Numididae
Gene: ALDH2
Product: aldehyde dehydrogenase 2 family (mitochondrial)
Exons: 13
Coding region: 71-1630 (519 amino acids)
Molecular function (GO): aldehyde dehydrogenase (NAD+) activity
Source: RefSeq, a predicted model, not a curated record
GGAGCGGGGCCGGGCAGCGCCGGGGGAGGGCGGUGAGGCUCGGCGGAGCGGGGCCUGGCGCAGCGCAGCGAUGUUGCGGGCAGUGGGGUUCGCCUCCCGGCUCUGCCGCGGCCCGGCCCGGCAGCUCUCGGCCGCCGCCGCCUCCCCCAUCCCCGCACCCAACCCGAGCCCAGAGAUCGCCUACAACAAGAUUUUCAUAAAUAACGAAUGGCAUGAUGCAAUCAGUAAGAAAACCUUCCCAACUAUCAAUCCAGCAACAGGAGAAGUUAUCUGCCAGGUUGCUGAGGGCGAUAAGGCAGAUGUGGACAAGGCUGUUAAGGCAGCCAGGGCAGCUUUCCAGCUGGGCUCGCCUUGGAGGAGGAUGGAUGCUUCGCACCGGGGGAAGCUGCUGAAUCGUCUUGCUGACCUGAUUGAGAGGGACCGGGCGUAUCUGGCGGCACUUGAAACUCUGGAUAAUGGCAAACCUUACUCUAUUUCCUACUUGGUGGAUUUGGACAUGGUUGUCAAAUGCCUCAGGUACUUUGCAGGCUGGUCUGAUAAAUUCCAUGGCAAAACCAUCCCUUUAGAUGGAGACUUCUUCUGUUACACCAGACAUGAGCCAGUGGGAGUUUGUGGACAGAUAAUCCCAUGGAACUUCCCGCUAUUGAUGCAAGCAUGGAAACUUGGGCCUGCCCUGGCUACUGGGAAUGUGGUUGUGAUGAAAGUGGCAGAGCAAACCCCCCUGAGUGCUCUCUAUGUAGCUCAUCUGAUCAAAGAGGCUGGAUUCCCACCAGGCGUGGUGAACAUCAUCCCUGGCUAUGGGCCCACUGCAGGAGCUGCUAUCUCUGCCCACAUGGAUGUAGAUAAAGUGGCCUUCACCGGCUCCACAGAGGUUGGGCACCUGAUCCAGAAAGCUGCAGCAGAGAGUAACCUAAAAAGGGUGACACUGGAGCUCGGAGGAAAGAGUCCGAAUAUAAUCAUGUCUGAUGCUGACAUGGACUGGGCUGUGGAUCAAGCCCAUUUUGCCCUCUUCUUCAACCAAGGGCAGUGCUGCUGCGCAGGAUCCCGAACAUAUGUCCAGGAGGAUAUAUAUAAUGAGUUCGUGGAGAGGAGUGUUGAGAAGGCCAAGUCCAGGGUGGUUGGAAACCCGUUUGACUUUAAAACUGAGCAGGGACCUCAGGUGGAUGAAGAGCAGUUUAAGAAGAUCCUUGGUUACAUCAGUACUGGGAAGCGUGAAGGAGCCAAACUGCUGUGUGGUGGCAACCCUGCUGCAGAGCGUGGCUAUUUCGUCCAGCCCACUGUCUUUGGCGACGUGCAGGACAACAUGACAAUUGCCAGAGAGGAGAUAUUUGGGCCUGUCAUGCAGAUUAUGAAGUUUAAAACAAUUGAGGAAGUAAUUGAGAGAGCAAAUGACUCCAAGUACGGUCUAGCAGCAGCAGUCUUUACAAAGGAUCUUGACAAGGCAAACCACGUGUCUCAGGCCCUGCGAGCUGGAACAGUCUGGGUAAACUGCUAUGAUGUGUUUGGUGCACAAGCUCCAUUUGGUGGCUACAAAGCAUCUGGGAAUGGGAGAGAACUAGGAGAAUAUGGUCUGGAGGCAUACGUAGAGGUGAAAAACGUGACAAUCAAAAUUCCACAGAAGAACUCCUAAAGUAGGACAGCAGCCUUCACGUGCUUGGAAACACCAGCUUCAUGAGAUACAAAGCAAGGAAACCUCUUCGCCUAACACACAAAACUUAAACAGAAAAUACGUAAUUCUGCAUUAAGAAACUAUUCUUUACAAGGUGCCUGAAGGAGCUUUUGUUAAAAAUAUUACUGGGCUUUAGCUUUUUAAAAUACCAAAUACAAUUACUUCAGCACUAACGUGGUGCGUGGGUGUACUCCUGUUGCAUCUGUAACUGAUGAAUGUGUUCCCUGCCCCACCCCCAAAAUCAUGUAGACGUUUGCCUGGCCAGCAGUGGGUUUAUAACAUAUCCCCUCAGGAGCCUCGAGGCGCAGAGCUGUGCAUUACUGAGGUAAUCUGAGGUGAACACCUGAGGCGCGGGCUGGUUCUCAGCUGCUCUCCCCGCUCUCGUUUUGUACCUGCUCACAAUAAAUAACUUUCGUCUCAGUAA